UUUCAGCUCUGCGCGCCCGCUCGUCACGUACCCGUGUCCGUAUAAACCUGCGUAUAAUCGAAAGAUCGACAAGUUUCGCGCGCGCUUUUUUGCAUCGAUCGAUCGCCAACGUGAUCGGAGUGCCGGUUUUUCCGUGAAAACUCGAUCAAAAGAAAAACGGAAUAUAGUAGACGGACCCUCGUCUCCUUUCUGCGCCGCGCGUGUGUCUUUAUCAAGUAUGAACUUUCUCGGCACGCCGAGCAGGGAUAUCGUCGUUAUUACCUUUCUUUUCAAAAGCUCCGCGGCGUCACGGACUACUGUUGAACCAACCGUGUGACCAACAUGCAGCGUCCAGGAAAUUGCAGUUACCUAUCGGUGGUGGGUAUGAUCUGGCUGGUCGUUCUCGUCACCGAGAUCGGCAGCUCAAACGCGCUCAGUUUUAAACAGGUCCUCCACGAUGUGGACCAAGAGAUUUCGGCCAAGGACGAGGGCAACUAUCCCGAUGACCCUCCAGAAUUCGACCUCCAACCACCCGAUUUUCACGCCCAGUCGAGUCAACAGAAAAUCCUGGAAAAAUACGUGAAGUUAACGUCGAGCCCGAAAGGAGGCGUCCUCACGUUGGUCAGGGGGGACCGGCUCGAGCUGACUUGCGAGGUCGACGGCAGCCCAGCACCUCUGGUAUACUGGGUGAGGGGCGAGGACCCUGAUUUCAAGGUAAGCUACUCCAAGUACGAGAGGUUCUACGACGACCAGUACCACUCGGUGGCUCGCGAGGUCUCCAAACUGGUGAUCGACGCCGUCACGUCGAGGGACGAGGGCGAGAUCUACUGCGUCGGCUUUGCCGGUGGUCUAAAGGUCGAGUCCAACCACACCACCCUCGUGGUCGUUGAAGGUGAGGAGGCGAACAGAGGGUUCAAGUACACGGAGCCGUUGAUAACGCGACACAGGCCCCUGUACUUCUCGGAGAAGGGCUCGACGGUGGUGCUGCCGUGCGAGGCGACCGGCAACCCAAGGCCGCACGUCACCUGGUACAACGGCACCCAAAAGUUGAAGUCCGGCUCGCGACUAGCCGUCGAUCCUUACGGCAGUCUGGUGAUAAAGGACCUGCGCUGGCACGACAUGGGCGGGUACAAGUGCGUCGCCAGCUCGAGGAUGAUGGGCACAGCCGAGGCGGAGACCUUCCUCUAUCCGGCCGCCAGAUCAAAGUCCGCAUAAAGGAUGACCACUGCUGUAUAAAAUGGCUGGAGAGAAAGAAAGAAAGAAAGAAACGCGCACGUGCCAUCGAUAACACCCACGCAACCCCCGACACAUUGCAGAGAUUAUUGUGGUAUACACAUACAAAUGAAAAAGUAUUACAAUUCAUCUGACUUGAAUCGCACGUGUGCAAUGUGCCCACACGCAUACACACACAGACACAUAAACACCAAAACGGAGAAUAUAGAUAUCAUAUAGGUAUUUGAUGCUGGCCACCCACAAAUAUAAGUGUAUAUGUAUAUUAUACACCUGCAACUUCGUCAAGCAUAAUAUCCCAAGACAACGGCUACAACAAUUUUGAACAUUAUAUACAGGCACCACCACUGCACAGCCGAAAGUAUAAUCACGAUGGAUGUGUAUUAUUGCUUAUUCCGCAAGUAACUCCGAUACCAUGCAUAAUGUACUGUGGACAUGGACACGUCGCAAUAUUGGAAAAGUAUGACAUGAAAAACAUGGUCUUUUAUUUUAUUUUAAUUUUUAUUUAUUAGUCCCACCGUCAAAGCCACCUUAAUGUUUUUUGGUCCUUUUUUUUCUCUCUCUAUUAUUUGCUGUAGAAAAAAAAGGAAAAUGUGACCGAGAAACUUCGAAUCUAAGGAAGGAGUUGAGGGAAAAGGGAGGGAAGUAAAAAAAAAAAAAAAAAAAAAAAAAAAAAAAAAAAAAAAAAAAAAAAAAA
This is a messenger RNA of Copidosoma floridanum, 1906 nucleotides long. RefSeq names its product Ecdysone-inducible gene L2 (gene ImpL2). Lineage: Eukaryota; Metazoa; Arthropoda; Insecta; Hymenoptera; Encyrtidae. Gene Ontology annotation, molecular function: cell-cell adhesion mediator activity. The record is from RefSeq and is a predicted model, not a curated record. Gene Ontology annotation, cellular component: plasma membrane; axon. Gene Ontology annotation, biological process: axon guidance; homophilic cell-cell adhesion; dendrite self-avoidance.